AUGUCGGGUUCUCCUGUGUCUGUCUCCUCUCAAGAAGAAUACAUGGUCGAGGCCAUUACUAACAAACGAGUCAAGAAUGGAAGAACUGAAUACGAAGUAAAAUGGCAGGGAUACUCUGAUAAUGAGAAAACUUGGGAACCAAUCGAAAAUCUGCAAUCCGUUAUGACCUAUGUGCUUGAUUUUGAGCAAUCGUUGAAGCAGAAACAGAAUCAAGAAGUCGGAGAAGGCACUUAUGAUGAUGGUGAUUCGGCAGAUGAAAUUUUGUAAAUCAGGAAGGACAAUGAUGGCUAAAACCUCCUAUUCCAGGUAUCUUGGAAGCAAAAGAAUAACCGUGCACCGAAAGUAUCGUGGGUUAAUUAAAACACACUCAAAAUGCACAAUCCUGAAAUAUUAAUAGACUAUCUGUUGAAGAAAAUCAAAUGGCCAAAUAAUAAAUGA
Messenger RNA from Paramecium octaurelia, 438 nucleotides. Lineage: Eukaryota; Ciliophora; Oligohymenophorea; Peniculida; Parameciidae. The record is from the annotation of a GenBank genome assembly.